ACAACGGCUAUCUAAAACCACUACUGCAAAAUCUCCUUCCACUUUUCCCCAUUGACUACUCUCUCUCUAUCUCUCUCUACUCUCUCUCUACCUUCCUAUUCGUUACAAACACUGAAAAAGAUUCUUUUUUGGUUGAUGGGAAAUACCUAAUCUUCACAACCCAGUGUUAUUUGAAAUCUCUAGUCUGAAGCAAAGAAAAUGGAGAGAGUUUGUGAAGAGCUAGAUGAUGCUAAAGCUGAGAUUGAGAAGCUCAAGGCAGAAUUCAAAACAACAGCAGAACUGUGUGAGAGAUUGAAGAGAACCCAUGAUGAGCAACAAACCAAAAUCCUAGAGGCAAAUGCAAAAAUCGAGAAGCAAUCUCAAGAACUCAAUGAGAAGGCGGAUGAAAUUUCUACCACGAAGCAAAUGUACGAAGAACUCAAGUCUAGUAUGAAGGAGAAAGAGGCCAUGAUCAAGCAUCUUGCCGCAUCCAAUGAUAAGCUUCGUGUCGAUUUUGAUGAGAAGCUAAGGAAAUGGGAUGAAGAAAAAAGGGAGAUGGUGUUGGCCUUCGAUGAGGCUAAUUCAAACAGCUCAGAUCAUGAGCUGAAACUCCAUGCAUAUGAGGAAGAGAUUAAAGGCCUUAAAUCCUUCCUAUCUGAUUCAGAGAAGAAGCGUUUGGAAGCGGAGAAAAAAGCCGAAGCGUGCAGAGAACUGAGGGAGAGAGAUGAUAUGUUGUUCAAACAAGAGGAGGAAAAAAGGAAGGUGGAAGAUCAGCUCAAAUGGAAGAAGGAACAGUUCAAACAUUUAGAAGAAGCCCACGAAAAGCUCCGAUGUGAGUUUCAACAAAGUAAGAAAGAGUGGGAGGUGGAGAAAUCUACAUUGAUUGAUGAGAUUUCUACAUUGCAAACAAAUCUAGAUUCUCAGACGAGAAUCUCGGAAGGCCUUCAAAGCCGAUUACAGAUGUGCAACCAAGCUUUAGCUCAUGAAGAGAGUAGAAGGAAGUAUUUGGAAGUUCAACUUUCUGAGACCAAAACAAGUUUUGAAAAUGUUUUAUCCGAUUGUGAGGAAGCAAAGUCGAAAAUCGAGUGCUUGACUGGUCAAAGGGACAAAGACAUUGCGAGUCUGAGGGACAUGUUGGGAACAAAGGAGAUGAUUCACAAAGAAAUGACGUACCAAGUUGGUAGACUUGAGCAAGAGAAUCGGGAGCUGAAAUUUUCCCUUAAAGAAAUGCAGGAAGCUCAGAUUCAAGAGGGAGGUAGUUCUUCUUCACUGUCAAAGCUCCGGAACAAACUCAAAGGGUUGGAGCAGACACAUAGAGACUGUUCUAAAAAUCUGAAAGUCAAAGAAGCCGAAUGGAGCUCUGGAUUGGAAAAAAUGGAAGGGGACUUGACUAACUGCAGGUUUGAGUUAGAGAGCAAAGAUAGAACUAUAAAGGAACUCAACAUUGAGUUAGAGGGUUAUCGGUCUUUGGUCAUGCAUUUCGAGUUGCAGAAUGAGGAGAAAACUCUGAUGUUAAUGGUUUUGAAGUCAGAAAUUUCGGAAGCUCAGUUAAAGCUUGCCGAUGAGAUGGAAAAUAUCAAUCUGAAAUACAGUGAAAGAGAAGAGGAGGUUUCUCGACUUAUGCGACAGUUGGCGGUAAAGAAUGCUGCUCUUGUCAAGGCUGAUCAAAAUAUAGAAGAAGGCCAUGAGAAGAUCGGAUCCUUGUUGAGCAAGGUUGAGUCCUUGAGUCUUGUACAAGAGCAGAAGCUUCAAUUGCAAGAUGAGGUUGAAAGGCAAAAGGGAAUGGUUAUGAAUUUAGAGUGGCUGAAUGAGGAGAAAUCUCUGAUGUUAUUUGUGUUGAAGUCAGAAAUUUCAGAAGCUCAGUUGAAGCUUGCCGAUGAGAUGGAAAAUAUGGUUCUGGAAAACGUGAAGAGAGACGAAGAGGUUUCAAUCCUUGUGAAACAGUUAAAUAUGAAGAGUGAUGCUCUUGUUAAAGCUGAAACAAAGAUCGAAGAAUGCCACGAGAAGAUUGAAGAAUGCCAUGAGGAAAUAGCAUCUUUGUUGAGAAAGGUUGAGUUCUUGAGUCUUAUGGAACAACAGCACCUUCAAUUGCAGAAUGAGCUUGAGAGUCUUAAGGAAAUGCAAAUGCAUUUAGGACUGCAAAAUGAGGAGAAGUCUCUGACUUUAUUGGUGGUGAAGUUAGGAAUUUCAGAAGCCCAGGCUAAAAUUGCGAAUAUGGCUUUGGAAAACAGUGAGAAAGAAGAUACGAUUUCAGCUCUUCUGAAGCAGUUAGAGAUGAAGAGUGCUGCUCUUGUGAGAGCCGAGGAGAAGAUUGAGUCUUUGUCGAGCACAGCUCAGAAAGAAGAUAAGAUUUCAGCUCUUCUGAAGCAGUUAGAGAUGAAGAGUGCUGCUCUUGUGAAAGCCGAGGAGACAAUAGAGUCUUUGUUGAGCACAGCUGAGUCUGUAAGUCUUAAGGAGCUUAACCAGAUUCAAUUGCAAAAUGAGCUUGAAAAGCACAAGGAGAUGCUCAAGGACGCGUACAGGUGUCAAACUCGCUUGAAGGAGCAAGUUUUGCAAAUGGAAAGGUACUUGAAAAAGGUUGAUGAUGAAUUGAGUGAGAAGUUCUGCGACGGAAAUGAACUGGAAUUUGGAUUGCAAGUAUGGAAAUCUGUUGCUGAAGGAUUGCAAGCUACCCUCGAAGAAAACCAGCAACUCCGUAAACAAGUAGAAGGUUCUCUUCUUGCACAAGUAGGAGUUGAAGUCACUCUCAAACAAGAGAAAGAGAGUCUUGGCCGUGUGGUAGAGGAGAGGGAGAGAAGAAUAGAAGAACUUGAGAGAGACAUCAUGGUGUUGGAUCGAGAACUCAAGACUAGAGAAAAUGUAUCCGGUGGAAUUCAUAAAGAGAUCGAGUGUUUGGAGCAAGAGUGUGUGAGGAGAGAAUUGGAAGGAGUGAUUUUCACACACAUCAAUAUGGAGUUUAGUUAUGAACAUGAGAAGAUGAGUUCUCAACGGCUUUUAGAAGAGAGAGACAAGAAAAUAGAUGAUCUUGAACGGCUUUUGCUAUCGAUGGAAGAAAGGGUGAAAAGUUCGACCACAUCUUUUAAUCUGCUCCACAAGGCUUGGGAGAAGAUUACAGCAGAUGGGGUUCUGAGGGAAAUAGAAAUCCAAGAGAAACUGCUGGUGAUUGCGGAAAUGGAACAUGAGAAGAUGAGUUUUCAAAGGCUUUUAGAAGAGAGAGACAAGAAAAUAGAUGAUCUUGAACGGCUUUUGCUAUCGAUGGAAGAAAGGGUGAAAAGUUCAACUACAUCUUUUAAUCUGCUCCACAAGGCUUGGGAGAAGAUUACAGCAGAUGGGGUUCUGAGGGAAAUAGAAAUCCAAGAGAAACUGCUGGUGAUUGCGGAAAUGGAAAGCGAUUUCGUUAACUUAGAGAAGAAACUGGAGUUGCUGCAGGAAUCGUUUUCUCGUUCAAAGAAGGAAAGUGAGGAGUUUGAAGCUGAAAUGAGAGCCAAUCAGUCGGAGAUAAAGAAACUGACAUCGGAUCUAAGGACUUCAGGUGCCGUAAUUGACAAGAUUGAAAGUGAAAAGAGAACUUUGUUGGAUUUUAUUGGGAGCCUGUUUGAUAGGAUAAGUGAGUUAUCAGAUGAAGACAUGGAGUUGACAGGAGUUUGGGAAAGGAUUGUGCAGAAUUUCGAAAACAAUAAAAGGGUUAUAGACUUGAAAGUUGACAACGAUGAAGAUGAAAUCUUUGAUCCUUCGAAAGAGAAUGUGACUACUCAUCCCUGUUCUACGACAAAGAGAGUCGAUGCCACUGUCAACGAAAGAUCACCAUUUAGAGCACUCAACAGUUAGCGAAAUGUAGCUAUUUUCUAUAUAGCUUUUGGGUUUUCUCUUCCUUGUAUACUAGGUUUGGAACUUCACCAUGCAUGUCGUAUGAUGCUUGGUUUAUGUUUUCAGCUAUGUAUAUGAUCGAUUGUUUCGCACAAUAUUUAUUCAUUCCAUUUAGUGAAGAUCAAACCAUAAAUACGAGUUCCGUUCUUUUUA
Molecule: messenger RNA, 3999 nt
Organism: Rhododendron vialii
Lineage: Eukaryota; Viridiplantae; Streptophyta; Magnoliopsida; Ericales; Ericaceae
Exons: 2
Coding region: 199-3807 (1202 amino acids)
Source: RefSeq, a predicted model, not a curated record